Molecule: messenger RNA, 204 nt
Organism: Loa loa (African eye worm)
Lineage: Eukaryota; Metazoa; Nematoda; Chromadorea; Rhabditida; Onchocercidae
Exons: 1
Source: RefSeq, a predicted model, not a curated record
AUGCUUCUAUACAGGACACGAGCAGUCAAAGCGUUUUUAAGGAAAUGUCAGUUCUAUUUAUUGCUGGAUACGGUCAAAGCCUCAGGAAGUACGCGGAUCGAUGCACAUGUAGGUGGGAGUGAGCGAGACGUGAUUUGUUUUGAAGCUGGACAUAUAGCCCGAUUAGCCGAUGGUGCUGCUGUUGUUUCGCAGGGCGGUACUUCU